GAAGUCAUUUGGGUUUAACCAACCUUCUAAUAACACGGCGGUUGGCUUAGAUUGUACUUUGUAAAGCAGCUCGCCUAUUUGACAACCAAUAUUUUGUGACGUACAUUAUGACGAAUGGUUCUCUGUCAUUGUGAAGACUGAAAUUAAUUUUAAGCACAAGCUGAUUUUCGUGAGAUAGUUUCACUACACUCAAUCAUUUCAAAUAAUCAGAUUUAAUUCAUCAAUCUUUGCUGACUGUUAUUCUAGGCGUCACCCUUAUUUAAAAUCCAUUUCGUUAGAUCCAUCGAAAUUUCUACUUUAACAGACAAACAACGUGUUAGCACCGAUCUGAAUUUCAUCUUACGGGGGUCGCAUCACUUUGUUUACAACUUGACGAAUCGAAAUCCCGUCUCUUCUGUCUUCCGAGGUCAUCGCCGCCAACGACACCAUCGAAUCAGAAGACGACGGUGGCAACGACUAUGAUGACGAUAUUCUAUGCCGUUAAAAACAAUUUGUGACUAUAUUUCGGAAUUUUGACUAUCAAAUUGCUUUUGUUAAAUUCUUAACAAAAAAGGAAAAAUUUAGCAGGCAAUGGGGGAUAAGUGUGGUUGUUGUUUCUAAGAAGCAAUUUGACAGCGUUUCGAGAGGGCGAAUCUCGCAGCGAGGGUGCUUUUAUUUUCUGUCACAGAGCAUCCGGCAGCAUCGGCGUAUAGUGUAGGAGGGACUGACAAGAACCUUUCGAUUAUUACGAAGCAUUAUCCUCUCCGUCUGACACUGCCAGCAAAGUUUGCAGCCGGCCGACAUAACUUUCCUACGUCAAUUCUUUGAUAAAUCAAGUUAAGCAGUCUGAUACAGAGACGAUUACUUCUAAUCUUCAUUGUGUGGUGAUCGUCGAACUUGCUGCGAUAAUCCCUAUCGAUGAUGUCGAUGAUGAUGGAAGAAUCACACUCGGAGUCGGCGCUGUACUCGACACCGACCUGCGUCCAGCUGGGCAUACCUCUCUCCGACUGCCCGGGCGGCAUGUACCCCAUCCGCGAUCCCCAUCACCCAUCGGCAACAAACCCCGAUGUACCUUUCCCCGUACCAAACUACCUGGAUCCGCGCUACGCAAGCUCCUUCAUCAGCCACUACGGACACAGUUACGUCCCGCUCCCGAACCCGUUCGGGUUCUACGAUCUCGAGCCGAGCUUCAUACGGAGACGCAACGAACGCGAACGGGAACGCGUUCGGAAUGUUAACGAGGGGUAUGCGCGUUUACGCGAGCACCUACCGAGUGAUAACCCGGAGAAACGCAUGAGUAAAGUCGAGACACUGAGGAUGGCUAUUCGCUACAUUAAGCAGCUACAAGGUGUUCUAGUUGACAAUGAUGAAGGUGAAAAGGAGAAUAAUUGUGGCGAACCUGAGGAAAAAGAAAGUGGUUACCAUAGCAGCGAGGCAGAUGAGAAAUAAAGAUCAGUUUGCAUGGUGUAUCGAAUUUUGUGAAACAGUAUUCUAUUCAUGACUAUCAAAAUCAAGUUGAAAAGGUAAUCCUCUCUAUACUUCAUGCAUUAUAUAGAAUAUUAUAGAUGGACAAAAUAGAUGGACACUAUCUGGCCAUAAGGGAAUGGCGACUGGUUGUAAUAUAGACAUCAUGAUGUGAUGUUAUUCAUAAAACGCCUACAGUCACUUGAUACAAAUAUGUUAUUUUGGAGCAUGCUGAUGUAAUGGCGAACGGAAAGUUGUUACUUUUUAAUGGAAUCUCGACAUUUAAUAUAUAUUUUUCACGUAAUCAAAAUGUGCACAUUCCUUUCUACUGUGAAUGAAGUCCAAUUCUAAUACGAAUGGCCACAUUUUACUUUCCUAAUUGAUAAUGUUACAUAAUCGUUAAUAUUGCGUAGCUUUGGGCAAAAUAUACAAAUGUUAUAAAAGAAAGAAAAUGUGGUAUUUUCAGUAUCAAUUUUUUUUUAUAUUCAAGACCGAAUCAUUCAAUAUACAUGUAUAUUUUGGGUAUGCUUAUUGCUAAUAUUUUUUUUACAAAAUGUAUUUCUUGUGUUAUACAAUAUAAACUGGUGUAUUUCAAAUAUAAUCUGUAUAUUGUCAAAAAGGUUGUUUCACGAAAGAUUGGUAGAAUUCAUUACACUGUACAGGACAACUUUUUUUUUCAGGUUGAUAACUUGCCUGUGAUUUGUGAGCCGGGUAAAAUACUUGCUUUAAACAUGUUGGCAACCAUGUAUACAUUAUAAGGCAACCAAAUGUAUUGUGUGCUACAAUUAAUGUGCAAUUCUGAUUUAUUAUGUAUAUAUUUGUAUAUUAUGUACAUAGAAAAGAAAGAUAUAUUUAUUUAGCAUGGCUGGACUUGAGUUCUGUUUUGAAACGAUUACAUUCCAUGGUUUUAUUUUCGCGUUAUAAAAUUAUUUUCAUGGAUGGUGAUUUCAAGUCCGGUGUUGACCUUGGUGUUGGUGUUAGUGUUGAAAUUUGGAUUGCUUCCCCUUGCUCCAAAACUUAUUCAGAGUUUGUAAAACUGACCCAGAUCACAUUAUUGACAUCUCAACAAUUAGUGAGUGACUUUUCGGGACCAUCUUCAUUUUAUGUUUGGUGUUAUAAUCAUGUAAAUAUUGACCUAACACCAACACCAAAAGGUCAACACUGAACUUGAAAUCACCCUAUGAUGACGAAGUGAUUUGGUGGUCUAUUAACAAUGACCGUAUUUGGUUUAGUAUUUGUUGUUGUUGUUGAUGAAUGUUAAUCGUGCUCCCAUUAUAAAAACAAUGCACAAUUCUGUGUUUCACUAUGGUAGCGGCGUCGAUUAUUGGAAAUUUAGCGGGAGUUAUAGGUAACCGCCUCUCGCAGGAGCUCCGGGUAGCGUAGGGGCGGGUGCGUAUAGCAGGUGCCUCGGUUUGCAGUGAAACUUUAAGCGGAUUGGGAGUUAUUUAUCAUAUUGUGAUUUUCUGCUUAUUUUCAUGACUCUUGAACAUUAAGUGACAGGGUUGCAGUUUUAUUUUCUUCAAUGCCACUCCAGCACGCUGUAAGCAUGUUUCUCCGACCUCUUCGGCACGUAAGCAUCUGGUAACCAUAAUAAGAAAAAUUCAUUCUAGAAGGCACUAACGUCCAUCUUCACUAAUUUUUGUAGGAAAAACGCAUUUUGUUCGUGUUUUCCACAGGCUUAUAGGGAAAAUCAAUAUCAAUGAAUACAAUUUUCAUAAUUUCUCUUAGAGUUUCAUGAAAUGGUCCUGUAGACCUACUAUCUACAUUUCAGUAGCUCAAUUGUUAUCAAAAUUUUAAUUAUCGUCUUUUUGAGGUACAGAGAAUGAAAGUUGAGAUAGGUAUGCAAAUUAUUAGUUCUAAAGUAAAAAUAUAGAAAUAAAUAAAUAAAUAAAUAAAGAAAGAAGACUAUCAUUAUUAUUAUGCACAUUUCGAAUAAUUGCUUUUGCUAUAGAGAUAUUUCAGCACUAAUGUUACCUUGUAUAAUUUCAUCAGUGUCUGUAUCUAUCACGAUUAUUUUCUUCUGUUUAAACAACAACAACAUGAACAACAAAAACAUUUACAUGUGGAAAUGCAUUACCUAAAUUCAUUAAUAAACCUUACAAAAUAAUGUUUAUGUCCAAAAUAUUUAUCUCAACGACAAACUCCAUUGAUCAUGUAGACUGUAUUAUGUUUGUGUUGUGCAAAUAAAUUGAAAACUAUUAUCAUCAAUGAUUGAUAGCCAUGCACAGAACAGUAAAGAUGCAUGGCUACGCGGCGCCAAAUGUUAGCCGCCAUGCAGUUCGAGGUGGUUGUUUCACGGCUAACAAUAUUUUAGGCAUUUCGGUAUUCAUGAUAUUUUGACUGAAAUUCUUUCACGGUUAAAAAAUAUCUCACCUUACAUGUUGAUCAAUUCUACUUUGUAUCUGAUAUCAUUAUUUCAAUUUAUAUGGCGUUGAUGCCCCCGACAUGUGCCCGAAAUUUUGUAUUUUCUGCAUUUACUUGGUGACUAAUGUUUUAUAGCUCUCUACCUCUCUCUCUCUCCCUCAUACACCAUGGACCUAUAAGUCCAUGCAUACACCCACUCUUGCUCAUGUCUCUCUCCCUUUUCCGGCCUUCCUAUCUGUUUUCCCUUUUUAUCUGUUUACUUUUUUAUAAUGUAUAUAUGGGUUUUUUUUCCACUUUCCCUUAUCUCCCAACCCCCCCCCCCCCGCAAAAAUUCAAGUAAAUUGAUAUUUUCCCCUCCCCCUCUCUCUCUUUCUCAAACAAAGCAUGAAACAUUAUGCAAACAAAAAUGAUUUUUCAGCAUUAAGAAUGAUCAUUGCUUCUUUUAAUCAUUCCCUUUGUUGGCACGGUCUAUACGUCGUACGUGGAGUAACAACUUAUGAUCAUAUUCAGCAUGGUGAGAACUAUAAUUGAAUAAAAAUGUAUACGCUACGCAAUCUUAAUUGA
Messenger RNA from Lytechinus pictus (painted urchin), 4371 nucleotides. RefSeq names its product achaete-scute homolog 5-like. Gene Ontology annotation, molecular function: RNA polymerase II transcription regulatory region sequence-specific DNA binding; protein dimerization activity; DNA-binding transcription factor activity, RNA polymerase II-specific. The record is from RefSeq and is a predicted model, not a curated record. The coding region runs from base 898 to 1428 and encodes 176 amino acids. Gene Ontology annotation, biological process: regulation of transcription by RNA polymerase II; developmental process. The transcript is spliced from 2 exons. NCBI's taxonomy places the organism in Eukaryota, Metazoa, Echinodermata, Echinoidea, Temnopleuroida, Toxopneustidae.